Messenger RNA from Halteromyces radiatus, 1274 nucleotides. RefSeq lists its product as uncharacterized. The transcript has a single exon. The record is from RefSeq and is a predicted model, not a curated record. The annotation marks the transcript as partial. NCBI's taxonomy places the organism in Eukaryota, Fungi, Mucoromycota, Mucoromycetes, Mucorales, Cunninghamellaceae.
GUAUGGUUUCCACAAGGUCAAUAAAUCACCUCGUGGCCAUCGAACAUUAGCCGAAAAUCAAAUAUGGGAGUUCUCACAUCCAAAAUUUAUGCGGGAUCGACAUGACUUGCUGGACGAGAUCAAACGAAAGGCUUUGGAAUCAGACAAUAUGCGACGAGAUACCAAUGACAUGGGUUCUCAUCUCUCUAUGAUGCAAAUGGCUCAAUCUGAUAUGAUGCAACAAUUGGGAAGAUUACAAGAAGGCUUUGAUCAAAUUAUCCGAGAGUUGGCUGAAACGAAACAACGGCAAAAUACUCAACAAGAGAUGAUGAAGACAAUGAUGCAAUUUUUAUCAGAACGACAAGGUGUUCAUUGUAAGUUAUUAAAAUAAAUAAUAUAAUCUUGUUUCACUCAAUUUUUUUUUCAUCUUUAUAGUUCAAAUGCCACCUGACUUUGAUAUGGUGAAAUCAAGUAUAGAACAGCCUCCGUCCAUUCUUAUUACCUCACCUGAUGUUGGAAACACUACCACGAUGGAUAAUUUUUAUAUGACAUUGCAACAACAGCCAUCAUCACCAUCUUCAUCUUCAUCAUCAUCUCCAUUCAUGCAAGCACCAGUAUUAUCCUCACAAACCAAUCAAUUCCAUCAGCAUACCAACAAUAGCAAUAAUAGCAAGCAUCACCUCCGACGAAAUACUCCACUCACUGUUCAAACACAAAACCUUUCAUCACCAAUGGAUAUGAAUUUUCUUAGUGAUGGUCGAUCACCAACAUCUCCUUAUAGCAAUUAUCAUACACCCAUGGCAUCAACUCCCGUCAGCCCAAAUGCAUUUCUAUCUGAUGAUGACGCGAUCUCUCCUCGAACUCCAAAUACCAUCAGCCCCUCUCAACCGCCAAAUAGUAGUGAAAGUGUCAUGAUGAAUCAUCUCUUACAACAAGAACAACAACAUCAACAACAAAUUGAUCACCAGCAAUCACAUCAUGAACAACAACAAUUACUUCAUAUACAAAUGGGACAAAUGCUAGCAAACGAUCGGUUUUCUUUUCGAAUGGAUGGUUGAUAUUUUAGUUUAGAUUCUUCCCCUCUCUCUCACUUCCUCCUUUUUUUUUUUUUUAUUCAACUCUUUAUUCCUUUUUUGGUCAUUUCUUUUUACAUAUAUAUAGCUAUAACAAGUAAAAAAAAAAUGUAUACCAUGCAGCAUACAACCCCUCCCUCCUCUUCGUCUUACUUACUGAAUCACUCUUAUCAAUUAUUCCCUUUUUUUUUGUCUAAUAAAAAUUCUUUUUGAUAUGCACCC